AUGCCUGUGCAACAGUUCACAGCAUCGCCUUCCCAGUAUACUCUCUACAACUCCCAGUCGCAUCCAAUCUCUCCCGUCAACUCAGCGACAGCCACACCCAACAACUCUUCACCGACUUCUCCACGAUCGAAUCCUCCCCCUCACCUCCCUGCACAUACUCGACAGCUGCGACCACCGAAGUCUCCCUUGUAUGUUCCUGCAGUUCUGCGACCAACAGAUCCGCCGCGGAGGGUUCUGCGGCACUCGCCUUUGACACCGCCACAAAGCAAAGAUAACAGCUUCGAUGACCUCGAGAACGCGCGAGCACUGAGCAGACGGUCGACAGGAGACAGCGGCAAGUUUGGCUUGGGUGCAAUAACUGAAGCGGAGUGGAGUGCAGAAGGACUCGGAAAGGUGACAGCGUUACCGACAAGAGAGCACUGGAAGCCUGACUCUGAAUCAUCUGUCUGCGACGACGCUACCUGCACUCGAUACUUCGGCUACUUCACUCGUCGUCAUCAUUGUCGACGCUGUGGAAAUAUCUUCUGCGAUACACAUUCCCUCUACAUCAUCCCUCUUGACCAAGACGCCAACUACCACCCCAAAGGUACGAGAGUUCGCUCAUGCGAGCAUUGCUACACAGACUUUCGACGAUGGACAAUUGCACGAUCGAGCAGGUCGAAUAGUGAAAGUUCGCAACUUGGAGAUGAACCUUCUACACCAACUGUGAAUUGUGCUGGCAGAGCAAAAGGUGCAAUGGGUAGUGUCUUUGGACAGAAGAACAAUGGCACACCCGAGAGCCUUGCAGCAAGCGUCCCAAGAGACUGGAACUGGAGCACAUUCUGA
Messenger RNA from Mollisia scopiformis, 825 nucleotides. RefSeq lists its product as uncharacterized. The record is from RefSeq and is a predicted model, not a curated record. The coding region runs from base 1 to 825 and encodes 274 amino acids. The transcript is spliced from 2 exons. NCBI's taxonomy places the organism in Eukaryota, Fungi, Ascomycota, Leotiomycetes, Helotiales, Mollisiaceae. Gene Ontology annotation, molecular function: metal ion binding.